AUGACUCCUCCCAAGGGUAUGACGAAGUGGAAAAUGAAGUUCUUUUACAUCAAAGCUGCUGCAAUUGUUGCAAAUAUGACGUUUCGGAAUGUGACCGAGACGAUCAUAACAGAGACCAUUGCGGUCCCGAGUUUGAAGACGGUGGAGUGGUUUCCGCGGUUGCAGACCAUUGAAUCGGUGAAGCUGAGCAACACACAGUUGUGGGUGUUGCGCAUGAUGCUGACAAGGAGGAACAAGAAGUCAAAGCCCGUGGUGCGGUUGAAAAGUGGUGGUGAUCUUGGGGCCUUAGGGGACCCUAACGCGAAGGGUGUGCCUAAGAGGCAAGUGGCGAAAGGCGUGCGCUUCCGCCAAAAGAAAAUAUCGGAGGUCACUGUUGUGCCUCAUCUGGUGCCGCAGGCGGCAGCUGCGGGUGGAAGCGCUGCGGGUUCGCAGUCUGUUGCUGGGAAGAGGCAAAUGGAGGAGACGGCCGCUGGUGCCGGUGAACCGAAACGUCGGAGGUUGCAGUCUAAAAGGACUGGUCCGACACCAAAGAAACCUGCGGUUACUGUUGAGCUGCAAGAUAAAGAUUUCUCUAUCUUUGAUGCUCCAUCGUCACCCCCGCAUACCACGGGUGCGGGUGCGUCUGAGGAACCUUCGGCGCCUUUUGUUAAGGUGGUGCCUGAUUCAACCGUGCGAACGGAGGGUACUGCGGAGAAGGUGGUGACCCAGAUAUUCGAUACCGUUGAUUCGUCCAACAAUCUGAUCUCUCCCAAUGAGGGUGAUAAUUUGGGUCUACGAUUUUCUGAUUCUGGGAAACAAAAGUCUGAUGCAGAGCCGCAAAAAACUAAUGCUGGGCCGCAGAAGUCUUCUGCUGGUGAGAAGGCUGCUGGUUCUACUUCUGGUGGUGCGGGUUCCGAUGAGUCUCCCAUUCAGCCUGGGGAGUCUGAAUUGGAGGAGAUUCUGGGUGGUUUGGGUACCCCCUUUGAAGUUGAACGUGCCCGUGCCGCGCCUCGUGAGCUGCGCAUCAACCAGCUCUCUACAAUGUUAGUAGAAACUUCCAUUGUGGCGAAUGCCAUUUUGGAAGAUUACAAGGUGCUGGGUCGCCGCGAGGAAGAAGCUGCUCGCUUGCGGGCGGAAGCAGAGGGGUUGGAGUUAACGAAUACCAAGGCAGCGAACGCUGCUUUGGUCAAAGAAAAGGCUGCAGCUGAGGCGGUUGCGGUUAAGGCGCAACAAGCAGAGGCCCUGGCUGUUAAGGCGCUGGGAGAGGCCAAGGAAACGGGGGCCCGUACUGCGAAGGCCCUUGAUGAGGCCAAAGAGAGCGAAAACCGCACUUCGAAGGCUCUGGAAGAGGCGAACGCUGAGCGUACCCGCUUGGGUAAGGUUGUUGCCAGUCUUCAGGCUGAAGUUCAGGCCCGGGAGGUUGCGGUUACGGACCUUACAGCCCGCGCGACUGCCGCGGAAGAACGAGCUAAUGCUGCUGUUGAGGCCAGAGAUGCUCUGACCUUUUCGUUUAACCAACUGGAGGCUGACCGUGAAUGGAUGCGGAGUCACGGUAUCGCGUGUAUGAGUAUCCCUUGCCUUUAUAUUUGCUUGGAUUAG
This is a messenger RNA of Helianthus annuus (common sunflower), 1578 nucleotides long. RefSeq lists its product as uncharacterized. NCBI's taxonomy places the organism in Eukaryota, Viridiplantae, Streptophyta, Magnoliopsida, Asterales, Asteraceae. The record is from RefSeq and is a predicted model, not a curated record. Bases 1 to 1578 code for a protein of 525 amino acids. The transcript has 7 exons.